Mucor velutinosus is the source of this 1569-nucleotide messenger RNA. It is a transcript of the gene ENP1, whose product is annotated as snoRNA-binding rRNA-processing protein. Bases 1 to 1569 code for a protein of 522 amino acids. The transcript is spliced from 3 exons. The record is from RefSeq and is a predicted model, not a curated record. Gene Ontology annotation, molecular function: ATP binding; protein serine/threonine kinase activity. NCBI's taxonomy places the organism in Eukaryota, Fungi, Mucoromycota, Mucoromycetes, Mucorales, Mucoraceae. Gene Ontology annotation, biological process: intracellular monoatomic cation homeostasis; protein phosphorylation; intracellular signal transduction. Gene Ontology annotation, cellular component: cytosol.
AUGGGGUUCUUUCAAUCGCUGUUCAACAAGGAAAGAGGUCAUCACGUAAAAAAGGAAGUGAUCACACCCAAAGAUACGCAUAUUACAACGGCAAAGACUCCAGCACCUCCAGUUUAUCAUAACACUGUAGUCACCACAGAGACCAUACCCGACCAACCUUCGAUCGCCAGUCGUCGCAGUAGUCGCCAGAGCAUCUCAUCUCAUCACAUUCUACCCGCUACGAGCCCCACUGUUCCACUAUCUCCUCAGCAAUCCAACUCUACCAGCACACACCCUUCAAACUCACCCCCCUUGUCUCAGCGCACUUCCAGCGACGCCGUGCGUCGAUUCCAACUUUUAGAAGAUGCUGCUUCGUUGAAUGGCCUGGUGACAGGUAUUGCCAACAAGUCGUUGCGUCUCACUCAAUGGGCCGAACGCAAGGUAUCAUUGGAAGAGAUCAUGAAGGAGCGAGCUGCAUUAGAUGUGCGUCUGCAUCGCAAACCAAGCGAAAUAACUCUGGCUGAAAAGUGGGGCACGUGUCAAGAGACGAUAGGAAAAGGUACAUCGGGCGUCGUCAGGGUGGCUCACAAGGUGGAUGGAACAGGUGAGCGCUUGUACGCCGUCAAGGAACUCCGUAAAAGAGCUCAAGAAACAGCCAAAGACUAUAUCAAUCGACUCACCUCAGAGUACUACAUCUCAUCCACCAUGCACCAUAUCAAUGUCAUUCAGACGUUUGAUAUUCUACCACAAAACGAGGUGUCGCCUAUAUUCUGCCAGGUCAUGGAAUACAGUGGCGGUGGAGAUCUGUUUGAUGUCUUGUAUGAUUCACCUGAUGGUUUGGAGGUGGCAGAGGCCAAUUGUUUCUUCAAGCAAUUAAUACGGGGUGUUACCUAUCUGCAUAAUAUUGGUGUUGCACACCGAGAUUUGAAGCCUGAAAACUUGCUGUUGACGACGUAUGGAUGCCUCAAAAUCUCAGACUUUGGAUCAGCUGCUUGUUUCAAGGGCGCAACGGUAGACAGUGAUGGUGAGGAAGACGACGAUGAAGAAGCAUGCUCCAAGAUCCACUUGAUCAAGGGCCUUGUUGGUUCAGAGCCGUACAUUGCACCAGAGGAGUUUAUCGAGCAAAACUACGAUGCGCGCCAAGUCGAUGUCUGGAGCUGUGGUAUCAUUUACAUGGCCAUGAGAAAAGCAACACAUCUGUGGCAAGUGGCCAAAAGCGGCCAAGAUCAAUCCUACGACAAGUAUCUCAAAUUCAGACAGUUGCUAGACGAAGAGCGCGAAAACGCCAGACGAGAGCAUUGCCAGCGAAAAAAAUUGGAAAAGACCUUGACGGAAGAAGAGAGAAUUCGAGAAAAAGCCAAGCGAGAAGCAGGUGUACUCAAGGCGAGGGAGACGAUUCGAAAGAGGGCGAAAGAAGGACGAUUUGACACAUUAGAAGGGAUUGAUAUUCAGGCCAAAAAGGUUGUCUAUCGCAUGUUGGAUCCAAAUCCAAAGAAGCGUAUUACUUCCAACGAAAUAUUAGACACAGAAUGGGUCAGAAAUAUCUAUUGCUGUCAACCUGAACAGUUAUCAUUAUCAUCAUCAUCAUGA